Messenger RNA from Ilex paraguariensis (yerba mate), 525 nucleotides. NCBI's taxonomy places the organism in Eukaryota, Viridiplantae, Streptophyta, Magnoliopsida, Aquifoliales, Aquifoliaceae. The record is from the annotation of a GenBank genome assembly.
AUGAAUCGUGUACCAUAUGAUCCAGAAGAGGGAAAGGAACUGACUGAACAGACAACAGUAUUGCGAUUGAGGGGAUUGCCAUUUUCCGCUUGCAAGGAUGAUAUUGUGGACUUCUUCAAGGAUUUUGAGUUACCAGAGGACUCUAUUCAUAUGACAGUUAAUUUGGAUGGUAGGCCAACAGGUGAAGCAUUUGUGGAGUUUCCUAGCGUGGAGGAUGCAAAAGCAGCAAUGGCAAAGGAUAGGAUGACACUUGGGAGGCGUUAUAUAGAGCUCUUCCCAUCAUCCCUUGAGGAACUGAAUGAAAUAAUUUCAAGAGGGCGGUGAAACAUUUUUUUUUUCUUAAUGUGCUCUAGCUAUUCUGCAUUUCAAUGAUCUCUAAUGUCUUAGAAUUGAUUGGCACAGUGCUUCCAGUUUUUUUCUUAGUCUAAAGAUUUAAACUUCUUCUUUUGUUGUUUUAGCAGCAAAAAGUAGAUUGAUUGUGCAUUAUUUUAGUUUUUCUUUUGUUGUUUUCAUAUAUAUUAUUUU